Polyodon spathula (Mississippi paddlefish) is the source of this 4240-nucleotide messenger RNA. Its product is annotated as tubulinyl-Tyr carboxypeptidase 2-like. Bases 144 to 1259 code for a protein of 371 amino acids. Lineage: Eukaryota; Metazoa; Chordata; Actinopteri; Acipenseriformes; Polyodontidae. The transcript has 7 exons. Gene Ontology annotation, cellular component: cytoplasm. The record is from RefSeq and is a predicted model, not a curated record. Gene Ontology annotation, biological process: regulation of angiogenesis.
UUAGCUACUAGUUUUGUUUAUUAGAUGCAUUUCUAUACGUAAAUAAUACAUAUAUAAAUACCAACAUGAAUACAUCCUCAUAAAUACGUAUUAGAAUAUUAACGCGUUUCUUCGUGUUGCGAGCUAACUAAUCACAGCCUGAAAUGACCAGGUCCAGUUCGAAUAGCACCUGCACAGCAGCUGCGAAAGUGAACAAACACGGUAGAUCGAAAAGCACCAACUAUCGUAGCUGUCGCGGCAGGGCCGGUGCAGAAUCCGCUCCGAGUGCUUCUGCAAACAACGUGAGCAAAUCUUUGGGAGGAGGAAAAGAAGAAAAAGAUGGAGGAGUGCUGUUUUAUGUCAACAAAAGUGGCUUUCCAAUAGACAGUCAGACCUGGGAGAGGAUGUGGACUCAUGUGGCCAAAAUUCACCCUGAAGGGAAAGAGAUGGUGGACAGAUUACGAAUUGCUUCAUACCUACCUAAACCUCCUGUGCAAUUAGUACCGAACUUGAAGCCAUCGAUGUCUGCCCUAGACUGGCUCCUGGUGAUACAGAACUACAUGAAGACACUGCAAUACAAUCAUACAGGAACUCAGUUCUUUGAAAUUAGGAAAACCAGACCGUUAAGUGGGUUGAUGGAGACCGCGAGAGAAAUGAUCCGGGAAUCUCUUCCUAUAAAAUGCCUUGAAGCUGUGAUACUUGGAAUCUACCUGACCAAUGGGCUUACCUCUAUGGAGCGCUUUCCCAUCAGCUUCAAAACGCAGUUCUCAGGGAACUACUUCCACCACGUGGUCCUAGGCGUUUACUGCAAUGGGCGAUACGGCUCUCUGGGCAUGAGCAGGAGGCCAGACCUUAUGGACAAGCCGCUAGCCUUCCGGACCCUGAGCGAGCUCAUCUUCGAGUUCGAGGACUCCUACCGCAAGUACCUGCACACGGUGAAGAAGGUGAAGAUCGGGCUGUAUGUGCCUCACGACCCGCACGUGUUCCAGCCCAUCGAGUGGAAGUACUUGGUGCUCACCUCCAGCAAGAUGGCACACGAGGAGAUGCGCAAGGAGAUGGAGAAACAUGCGCGGGACAUGAGAAUGAAGAUACUGAAGUCCUCAACAGCCCAGUCUCCUAUUAAAGAGCGAACAAGAGGCAAGUCGUUGUCUCCACGUCGAAGGCAAGCGAGUCCUCAGAGACGGCACAUUCGCAAAAGAGAUCAAUCGCCAGCAGCGAUAGACAAGAAACCGGCAGAACUUAGCACCUUGAAUGACGUGGCCUACCAGAUCCGGAUCUGAGGGGAGACCAUUGGGCAGAAUCUGUGAUCUUCCAUGGUGUGCCUACUUGCACUUUACCUUCCAGUCAGUUUUAAAUCUCGUAUGACUAUUUUAUUGCUUAUGGUAUGUGUACAGGAGGUAAGGCAACACAUUACACACGAGUCAAAAAAGCACCAAGGAAACUUUAAACUUACAUUGAAGAAACUCCUUGGUUGGCUGUAAUGGCUGUUAACAUUCUCAAUUAAAUUGUGCUAUAAGGAGGCUGUGUGGGCUAUUGUAUGUGUUUCAGCAUAGGGCUGGGAAAUGGCUAUAUUCCACUACAUUACAUUUCUAGGUUAAGGCAAGACAUUGUCAGACCUUCUGUUUCUGCCUCACUGUAAAUUACGUGUGGCAUAACUGUUACAAUACUGGAGGUAAACAAUCAAAUAAUGGUAUCAAUUUAAAAAUAUUUUAUUGUUAGUUAGUAUAAAAAGAAGCUUUUGUAUACAGUAAAUGGCCAACAAAUUAGUUAAAAAGUCCUUCUGUAAACUAUUCAGAUAUAUAUGGUCCUGUAUGAGCUGUUGGGAGUUUUGUGUUACAAACAUGUGAAAUCAGAAGAAUCUCUAUGCGUCACAUGAUAGUGGGUGCCUGUGCACCCAGCUUGUCCAUCGAUACUGGGUCUGCAUUUUCCAAUAAUGUUCAUCAGAAAACCAGCACCUGAAAGCACAAUUCUAGUCCCAAAGGUCAUGACAUGAAGGCCGCGGACAUGUGACAAACAAGACAUGGUCCAAAUCACAAACCUUCAAAAUUGGACAGGACACACAACUACGUGGUCCUUCCCACUGUUAAGGCCAUUCUAUAAUUUUGUGGCCAGUCCGUAUACAGUAUAUUGAGCUAUAUUUUAAAGAAAGGUUGAACAGAAAUUGUCUGAAAGAUGUAAAUCAAUGUCAACAGUAUAAACCUAGCUAAAAAUUUGUGGAAGGGAUCUGGUACACUAUUCUAAUUUUCUUGCUAGUUUUAUACUGUUAAAAUUAUUCAGCUCGGACAAUUUGCCUGUUCCUUUUUCACUUGCUUCAUUGUUGCUAAAAUCACUUGCCGUUUAAGGUAUCAUUGCUGUUGAGUAAUACUAAUUUAAUCACACAAAUAUUGUAGUUGAACUCUUAUUGUAUUAUUUAUUCUAUUUACUGUAAUUUGUUGCUUCUAAGCAAUGUUACCGGUACAUUAGACAUGAUAUUCCAGUUAGGCAGCCUAAUUACUGAAAGGUCUUGUUUAUGCUUUCUCUUAACUAGGAUUUUGAAAAUCCGGAUCAAAUAAUUUGUCUCAGAGAAUGAUGUAGCUGAGCUGAGAUUAGAGCACAGGGUCUCCUAUCUCCUUGUUUUCAAUUAGCCCUUUAUAGACAACACUGUCUCCUCUAUUAUCUCAGACAAUGUUUUUAUAUGUUCAAACAAUUCAAGAGGGUGGGAGAAAAAAAACUGUCCAUACAAUCCUCACAGUUUGUGUGUCCAGUUAAUACUUAUUUCAUUGCUAUUUACCUCUAUGUAUUUAAACAGUGACAUUUAACAGUGUGAAAGAAUCUUUGUCUUUGUAGAAUGUGUAAUGUGUAAUUGCAUACAAGGAUUGUUCUUGUUGAAGCAGUUCUAGAAAUGAAAUGGGUCUUAAUGCCUUAUUAAACUACAUCAUAUCAAAAGCAAAUGAAAAUAGCUGCUUUUUAAAUCAAAUCUUUUUAAACAAGGGAGCAAUUUUAAAAAAUAUUUUGUUAAAGGAAAGUAAAUAGGUUUUCAAAUUGGCAGCUAAUAAUGAUAAAGAAAAGACUUUCAAUUUGAGCCAUUGCCCACUGUUUAAGCUAAAAUGUGUUUUCAUUUGACUUUUAAACAGGAGAAAACAAGUGGCUUUCUGAAUUUUUUUUUUUCUUUUUUAACGUUGAAAAAAUGAAAUAGUAAUGUGAUGUUUUAGAAUAAACACUUUAAAAUAAUACCAAAGUGCUUUGCUCAUUGUCUGGUUCUGUCACUAACAAAUUCCAAAGCAAUGGCUGCUGGUCAGUAUUUUAAUGUUAUCUGUAUAACUAGAGAAUUCAGCUAAGUUAUUAAUGUUAUGAUGAAAAUCUUACAGUUGUGAAUUUGCAGCCAGUGAAGUCGUCUAAUUGAUCUACUGCUAUACUCUUUAGAUCAUUAAAAUAGGGCCCUUUAUAUACCAAAAUUAUGAGAAUCAAACAUCUAACCAUGCAGACUCGCUGGUGUAUUUCUGUUUGUAAAAAUAUGUAAAAUAAAUUAGGCAUUUAAACAUGGGCUUUGUUUACUAUACACACCAGCAUUCAGGUGAAUUCAGUAGCCACAUUAUUUUAAAGUGUUAUGAAAAUCAAACACAUUUUCAGUCUCACAAGAAAAAGUAAGCAUAGCUGCAGAUGUUGUCUGUUAUCCGAUGAAGUGCUGGCAUGCAAAAUGGAAUGCAAAACUUUGAAAUAGAAAGCAUUACAUUGUGUUUUAGUUAGUAUGGCAUAUAAAUACUGGAUAUGAAUUAAGAACCAUGGAUUAAUAUUCACACCCAUGCACCUUCCAUUAGUCUGACAUACUGUGAGAGUUUUGAGUUCAGUAAUGUGUUUAAUUAAGUGGCAUCAGCAAAGCAUGAACUGUCUUCAUUUUCUUAGCAUAAAUUGCACGUCGUGAGAAACAAAUAACCAGGAGAUGCCAAGAACAAUACGAUAUUGUGCUUAGCAUUUAGGACCUUUCAUUUUGGAUGUCCUGAUAUUGCAGUUGUAGUGCAGAAUGUGUGUGUGCAAAAUUGUGAUUCAAAAGUAGCUUUGUUUAUUAUUGAAUUUUAAUUACAGGACUGCCUUUCAGCUUAAACUAGGAUGUUACAAUUAAGCAAUAUUUGCAAAAAGUCAUAUGUAUACAUUUUAAAAAUAAAUAUUAGUUACUUGAAGUGAAGAAUGACCUUAAUAAGCCAAGACUGCAAAAACGGAUUUUGUGAAGUAAUUGUUAUAUCUGUUUGUUAUAUAUGUUUUUAGGUCGCAGGACACUUUUUAA